Molecule: messenger RNA, 733 nt
Organism: Olea europaea var. sylvestris
Lineage: Eukaryota; Viridiplantae; Streptophyta; Magnoliopsida; Lamiales; Oleaceae
Product: elicitor-responsive protein 1-like
Exons: 5
Coding region: 120-527 (135 amino acids)
Source: RefSeq, a predicted model, not a curated record
CUCAGAAAUUGAGUCCGACAAACAUUAUAGAACUGUUCUAAAGAUUCACUUAUUUUAAUUUGUAUUCGACACUGAGACUCUAAUCUCUUCGAACAAUAUAUUUUCGCAGUCUUAGAGAGAUGGCGAUUGGAAUAAUGGAGGUGAAGCUGGUGAGUGCUAAAAGUCUCAAAAACACUGAUUUCUUAGGUGGAAUAGAUCCAUAUGUUUUGCUUCAGUACAGAAAACAAGAGUUCAAGAGCACCGUUGCCAAAGAUGACAAUCAAUACGAACUCGUGCUCAAGAUAAUGGAUCACGACACCUUCAGUGCAGAUGAUUAUCUUGGGCAAGCAACGAUUUAUGUGAAAGACCUUAUAAAAAUAGGGGUGGAAGAAGGAAAGGCUGAAAUUCAUCCUCAAAAAUAUAGAGUUGUCUCCACCGAUCAAAUUUAUUACGGAGAGAUUCAAGUAGGAAUUACUUUCACUGCAAAGCAAAAAACUGUUGAAGAAGAAGAAGAAGAAUAUGGCGGAUGGAAGGAAAGCGACUACUAGUUUUCCUACCGGCUACAUGGAACUUUCUGCAAGCAAUAAUUUAAUUUUCAGUGAAUAAUUUAGAAGUAUGUAAUAAUCCUUUUCUGUGUCUUUGAAGUAAUUAGACUGCACGAAUAUAUUAUUUUGGCAAAAAUGUAUUUAUUGUAAAAUAGAAUGUGUUGUUAAGAGGUAAAUCUCACAAUGUCUAAAUAUCGAAAUAUAAACAA